AUGCUUGUCAAGUAUCUGCUCCCGACCCUUGCAGCGGUCGGCUCAGUCGCCGCCCAAUCCGGUGUAUGCACUACCACGGCAACCAUCAACAGCCAGGCCGAGGCUACCCAGCUUGCUAGCUGCAGAAGCAUUAAGGGAUCCGUCGUCAUCGCACCCGGUGCUGGCCCCGACAUUGAUAUCUCUGGUCCUUCGGAAAUCACGGGCGACCUCACCAUCAUUAACAAUGGCGGUAUCGGUUCGCUCACUGCCAACGAUUUGACCAAGAUUGGCGGCACCUUCCUAGCUCGAAACGUCACCAAGCUCGGCACACUGGCGUUCCCUAAGCUCGGAAGCGUCCAGUCUCUCAACUGGCAGUCGCUGAACAACCUGGAUACGCUGAAAAUCGCGUUGACCCAGGCCGUAAAUGUUACGAUCAGCGACACAUUCUUGCGAAGCCUGGAUGGCAUCGACCUCACUAGCGUCGCCUCCCUGGACAUCAACAACAACAAGCGCCUUACGUCGUUCGUUUCGUCCCUCGCCAACCUCAGUAACACUCUCACUAUCAAUGCGAACGGUCUCGAGCUGGCCGUCGCGUUGGACAAGCUGAUCUGGAUUGCCAACAUGCAAAUUUCCAACGUGACCAGCUUCUCGGUCUCGGCUCUGAAGGUUGUCAACAGCUCCGCCCGCUUUGAUUCCAACUACUUCGAGACGUUCAGUGCUCCCAACCUCACGCAGACCACGACCAAUGACAUCUCGUUCGUUGGCAACGCCAAGCUCAAGAACAUCACCUUGCCCCAGCUGACAAGCAUCGGUGGUGCCCUCUUGAUUGCCAACAACACCGCCCUCGGAAAGGUUAAUGGCUUCCCGCAGCUGGCCAACAUCAACGGUGCGGUGAAGAUGAGGGGCAACUUCACAACCGUCGAGUUCCCUAGCCUGGACGUUGUCAAGGGUGCUUUUGACAUUUCCAGUACUGCCAACAUCGACGACACCUGCAAGAACUUUGCGAAGCAGGCUCCUACCACCCAGGGUGGCAACAACGACAUCCAGGGCAAAUACUCGUGCACCAGCGACAAUGCCGAUGCCAACUCGGAUACUAGCAGCACCACCGGUGGAUCUGGCAGUGGCUCUAACAGCGGCAGUGGAAACGGUAACGGUAGCGACACCAACAAGAACAGCGCUGCCCGUCUUACCGGGACUACGGCUGCCCUUGUUCUGGCUGCUCUGGUCGCCUUCCAGGCAUUGUAA
Messenger RNA from Lasiosphaeria miniovina, 1224 nucleotides. RefSeq lists its product as uncharacterized. Lineage: Eukaryota; Fungi; Ascomycota; Sordariomycetes; Sordariales; Lasiosphaeriaceae. Gene Ontology annotation, biological process: fungal-type cell wall organization. Bases 1 to 1224 code for a protein of 407 amino acids. The record is from RefSeq and is a predicted model, not a curated record. The transcript has 3 exons. Gene Ontology annotation, cellular component: plasma membrane; fungal-type cell wall.